This is a messenger RNA of Debaryomyces fabryi, 5295 nucleotides long. It is a transcript of the gene BNI1, whose product is annotated as formin. The coding region runs from base 1 to 5295 and encodes 1764 amino acids. The record is from RefSeq and is a predicted model, not a curated record. Gene Ontology annotation, biological process: mitotic actomyosin contractile ring assembly; barbed-end actin filament capping; actin filament bundle assembly. Gene Ontology annotation, molecular function: actin binding; small GTPase binding. Gene Ontology annotation, cellular component: cell division site; mating projection tip; cellular bud neck. NCBI's taxonomy places the organism in Eukaryota, Fungi, Ascomycota, Pichiomycetes, Serinales, Debaryomycetaceae. The transcript has a single exon.
AUGAGAAGAAGACCAAAUGAUUCAUCAUCGUCCCACUCGAAUCAAUUAGACUCUACUAUAAAUGAAGAGUUGAAUAAUUCCAGAGCAUAUAAUAGCUAUAAGCAAGGAGGCCAAUCCGGGGGGCAUAAUAAUAACAAUAAUAAUACAAAUAGAAUCUCCACUAGCUCAUUCUUCAGUCUUAAGAAGAAUAGGAAUCAAAGCGUUAAUGAAAGCUACAGUGAUACAUCAUCCUUCGACUCGUCGAGCAUACUAAGUGGUGGUACUGGGAAUAUAAGUCAUAAUAAUAAACGGCACAAUAGCGUAGUGUCGACCAAUAAAUCUAAUACGAAUAUAGUACCUACGCCUCAGGUCACUAAUUCCAAUCAUUCUCGACAUGCAUCAACAUAUAGCAUAUCUACGGUUUCUAAUCCGUAUGAAACUAAGACUUCGAGAUCAGUACACAAUAAUGCAUUAUCAAGGAAGCCUACCGGCUCUUCCAUGAUUUCCAAGCCAUCAUUAUCGUUAGCUAAUGCAAAUGAAACUUCGAAUAAUGGUGCAAAUGGUUUUGUGCUAGAGAGGCCGGACCUGGUUUAUGAAAUCGAUAGGAUGUUUCGUGAUUUGAUGGAUAAAAGAGAUUUUAAGUCAUUACCACCGCAGGCUAAACAGGAAAUGAAUAAUUAUAGUCCGGAUAAGAAAUGGAUGUUAAUUUACCAAGAUGCUUUAACUGAGUAUAAGAGACAAGAGCGAGCAGUUCGUAACAAGGAAGAAAAUGCUACUCCAGAGUUUUAUACGAAAUUAUUGCUAGCUAAGACUAUUACUGCCCAGCAAUUGAAGAAUCUUUGGGUGUCGUUAAGAACUGAACCUAUAGACUGGGUUAGAAGUUUUAUCUAUGACUGUCAGGGUGAUGCGAUAUUGUCUGCAUACUUGAUUAAAAUUCAAGAUUCGAUCAAUCAAGUUGAUAUAAAUGAUAUUAAUGAUGAUAUUUUUGAUAAGGAGUUCAAUACUUUAAAGGCAUUGAAAUGUAUGAUGAAUCAAAAAUUAGGUGCCGAGAGGGUUAGGACCGACGUUAAUUUAUACGUUAAUGCCGUUUCAGGUUCAUUAUUAUCCCCUCGAAUACUUACUAGAAAAAUUGCUGCUGAAUCGUUGACAUUUAUGAUAGCCUACUAUAGCCACAAUAAUGACAAUGAUAAUCAAGAUGCUUACCACAAGAUACUAAGAGCAUUAGAUAAUAUAUCUACUAAACCAUUUUUUGAAUUUGAGUCAGGAAAUGAUGCUGCCCACAGUACCUCUUCAAAAAAGAAAUUGGUGAGAAAACCACCCGCUGGAGAAUCUUACAAGAGGUUUGAGUUGUGGUUGAAAUCAGUGGAGAAGAUUAUUGAUGGUAAAGGGAAGUAUAUGAACUCGUUAGUUGGUGCCAGUGAAGAAUUGAAAUUUGCUUAUACUGGAAAUUCUAAUCAAGGUAAUCUUGAAAAUCAUUUGUUAGAGUAUUGUCUAGGCACAAUGCUAUUGAUUAAUACAAUAGUUGAGUAUGGAGUUGAUUUCAGAGUUAGAAUACAUUUAAGAGCACAAUUUUAUUCUGCAGGGCUUGAUAGACUUUUUGCAAAAUUCCAAGAAUUAAAUUAUGAAAAUUUAAAUCAACAAUGUGCCAAAUUCAUAGACUUAGCUAACAGUGAUGAAAGUUAUUUAAAAAGUAAAGAGCAAAUUGAUGAAAAUCUUGAUUUCAAUGAUCCUGUCGAAUUAGUUGGUUCACUAUGGAAGAAUAUCAAGAAUAGUGAAGCACAAGGCUUUUUUCUUAGUGCAAUCCAGCAUUUAUAUCUUAACCAGUCUGAGAAAAAAGACGAUGCUGAUGAAUUAUUAAGAAGUUUGAAAUUGUUGGAUGGUUUAAUUCAAAAUGUUACAAUGGUUCACACGACAAAUGAUGAUUCAGCGGUAGGAAUUGCUAUCAACAAGUUAUUUUCAAGCUUAAGUACCGACGAUAUGUAUAGAAAGGCUAUCGAGGAAGCAAGAAACUUCAAGCAAAUAGCUGAGGAAGCUACAGCCGAAAGAGAUGAGUUAUCUAGACAGUUGUCAAUGGGUGCUGAUGGCUUAAUUACAAAUUUAUCCAAUGAGAUUAAAGAGCAAGAAACUGUUCUAUAUAGAACAAGACGAUUAAAUGAAGAGUUAAGUCAAGAGCUAGAAGAUUUGAAAAGAAGACAUCUUGUCGAGAAACAAGAGCAAGAAUUAGAGAUGAGAGAGAUGUUAAUUAUGCUAAAUGAUAAUGCCAUUCUUGAAUCAAAGAGGAAUGGUCCUAAGACAACCGUACUGAUUCAAACGAGUAAUGAAAAAUUGGUUAAAAAAUUACAAAAGGAGAUUCAUAGGAGAAAAGCUGAGUAUAAAUUAGAUAAUAGACAAUUUGGUACUCAAGUAGAACCAAGUUCAAGGUUAAGAGCAUUAAGAGAUCAAAUGGGUGAUAUAGAAAAUAUGGCUAGAGAAUUAGAAAUGACAGAUUUUGAAACGUACGUGGACCCAGACCUCAGUAAUGCCGAACCUAAAUAUGAUCCUAUAGAAUCAAAAGAGUUAGCAGAAACUUCUGAAGAUGAAUUUGAAGAUGCGGAAUCAACAGCUCAUAGCAUUGUAGAGGUUCCAGAUUUGGAUGCACCCAAAGGUCCCCCAAGGCCAUGUCGAGAGGAUGAUUUAGAAAAGCUUGACUCUUUAAGAAAGAAGUUGUCGUCUUUGCAAAGUGAAUCAAAUGAUAUUAUGAAAUUCAACAACAGCUCCAUGUUUAAUAAACAAAAAUACUUAGCAAUGGAAAGAUUGCGAGAAUUGCAAGAUAACUUUAAAGAUUUCAAUAUAGAUUUUAGUGUCGAUGAAGAAGAAUCUAAAUCAUUCAGUUUUGAACAUGUUGAUCCAAGCAUAAAGGCAAAGGUUCACGAAGAGUUAGAACAAGUUGAGAAGUUGAAGAAGAGUUUGGAAAUAAAAUUGUUAUCAUUGAAUAUAAAGCCUGCUAACUCUACGAAAUCUGAAAACACUAUGCAAAGAUUAGAAACUAAGUACAUGCAAGGCAAAAAACCAACCGCUGAAGGAACUAUUAAAUCUACAAAUAACACCAGUGAUUAUAGAAAACACAGAAACACUACAACCGAUGGUAUGGAUCCUAAAUUUUUAAAAGAAUUAAGUUCGACGGUUAAUAAAGCUGCACCAAUUGAUGGGUUUGAUGAUAUAAAAGAGAAAUCAGCUAAUAAUGUGGAAGAGCCAAAAACUAAGCAGUCUAAACAGACUUUAAAUCCUUCUCCUGAUCCUCCGCUACCACCUUCAUUAGACCCUUCUUCUGGCUUAGCACCUCCUCCUCCGCCACCACCACCACCACCACCUAUGCCAUCAAUACUCGGUGGCACAGGAAACAAUACAGCAGCUCCUCCACCUCCACCGCCUCCACCUCCACCAUUUUUAUCCAGCGGUUCAGGAUCUCCUGCUCCACCACCACCACCUCCUCCUCCGUUCCCUACUGGGAAAGUACCUAAGGAGACAGUGAAGUCGACAUCGGCUUCGCCUGUUCCAGGCCCAUUUGACAAUUACCCAAGGCCGAAGAAGAAGUUGAAACAAUUGCACUGGGAAAAGUUUGAUAACAACACUUCAAACUCAUUCUGGCUGAAUUCUCAAACUAAUACCAUAGCUAAUGAUUUGAUGACAAAGGGAAUUUUUGAUGAAAUUGAACUCAUAUUUGCUGCUAAAGAAAUUAAAAAGUUAGCAACAAAGAAGAAGGAAGAUAUCGACAAGUUAUCCUUCUUAUCGCGUGAUGUUGCACAACAGUUUGGUAUCAAUUUACAUUCUUUCAAUAAUUUAUCGGAUGAGGAAAUUGUUGCUAAGAUUUUGAGAUGUGAUAAAGAUAUCAUUACAAACCCUGCCAUUUUGGAAUUUUUAGGCAAAGAAGAUAUUGUUGAAGUUACCAAUACCUUAGCAAGAAAUUUUGAGCCGUACUCGACUGAUUACAAAAUGGAUCAAAUUUCGAAACCCGACAAGGAUCCAAAUGAAUUACAAAAACCUGAUAGAAUUUAUUUGGAGUUAAUUUAUAACUUGCAGCAUUAUUGGAAAUCUAGAAUAAGAGCGUUAACAGUUAUAUCUUCUUUUGAAAAAGAAUACGAGGAACUUGUUUUUAAAUUGAGGUCAAUUGAUGAAGCGGUGGAAAAAAUUAAAAAUUCACAACACUUGAAAAGUGUGUUUCAGAUUAUUUUGACUGUAGGUAAUUAUAUGAAUGAUUCUACAAAACAAGCUCAAGGUUUCAAAUUAAGCUCCUUGCAAAGAUUAAGUUUCAUGAAGGAUGACAAGAAUAGUAUGACGUUUUUGCAUUACGUAGAGAAAAUCAUCAGGACACAGUAUCCAGAAUUAUUAAGUUUCCUAGAUGAAUUAUCUAAAUGCAUAGAAAUUGCGAAGUUUUCAAUUGAAACUAUUGCAAAUGAUUGCAAAGAUUACGCACAAAGUAUCAAGAAUGUACAGAGUUCGAUUGACAUCGGUAAUUUGAGUGAUGUUUCCAAAUUUCAUCCUCAAGAUAAAAUAUUAAAACUGGUUCUUCCUGUUUUGCCCAGAGCAAAAAGAAAAGGCGAAUUGUUAUUAGACCAAUCCGGAUACACUUUGAAGGAACUUGAUCAAUUGAUGAGGUAUUUUGGUGAAGAUCCAACAGAUUCGUUUGUUAGAAAUUCUUUUAUUAGUAAAUUCGCAAACUUUGCUAAAGAUUUCAAGAGAGCGCAAACCGAAAAUAUUAAGCGUGAAGAAGAACUUAGAAUUUAUGAAAACAGGAAGAAACUAUAUGAGACUCCUACUAGAAAGCAGCUGGAAAAUAAAGAGCCAAAUGAUGACAGUGAUUCUAAUGUCAUGGAUUCAUUGCUAGAAAAAUUGAAGGCUGCAGGUCCUCUGAAGGGCGAACCCUCAUCUGCACGUAAGAGGGCACUAAUGAGAAAACACUUAUUGGAAAGUCUGAGAAAAAGUCCCCUGAAAGCAAGCAUACAACUAUCCCCGCCACCUUCUCCCGAUUCUCAAGAUGAACAUACAUUACAUUCGCCUUCUCGUGAUACAUUUAAUUCACAAAUAAAAGCGGACUCAACAGAUGCAGAAACUGGUUUAAAUGACGAGGAAGUAGUAGACGGAGAAAAAGAUGUUGGCUCGAGGGCAAGGGAUUUGUUGAUGGAGUUAAGAGGAGUAAAUGAAAACAGCUCUACUGAUCGUAUGUCUGCAGCACUGAAAUUCAGGCAAGAACGACUUAGAAGAAAGCUAUCAAAUAUUGGAAUAUCAAAUGAUUCAGAACAUAAUCCUAUUGCAGAAAAUGAUGAAGUUGGAGAAUAA